Molecule: messenger RNA, 440 nt
Organism: Glossina fuscipes
Lineage: Eukaryota; Metazoa; Arthropoda; Insecta; Diptera; Glossinidae
Product: probable peroxisomal acyl-coenzyme A oxidase 1
Exons: 2
Coding region: 42-437 (131 amino acids)
Biological process (GO): fatty acid beta-oxidation using acyl-CoA oxidase; lipid homeostasis
Cellular component (GO): peroxisome
Molecular function (GO): acyl-CoA oxidase activity; FAD binding; fatty acid binding
Source: RefSeq, a predicted model, not a curated record
CAAGAAUUCGUUUUAAAUUCACCGACAUUAACGGCUUAUAAAUGGUGGCCAGGCGGCUGAGGCCAUACAGCCAACUAUGCGGUGGCAGUUGCUCAACUGUACACUUUGCGGAAAUUGCGAAGUUUGACUCCGUUUUUUGUUCAAAUACGCGACGAGGAAACUCAUAUGCCCGUGCCCGGACCAAAAUUGGACCAAAGUUGCGGAUGAAAUCGAGUAACAAUGGUUAUUUAGGUUUUAAAAGUGUGCGCGUGCCGAUAAAUCAUAUAUUGAUGAAGAACCAAGAAGUGUUAUUCGAUGGUACCUAUAUACCACCGAAGAAUUCUGCUUUUAUUUAUGGCACUAUGAUGUUUGUACGUGUGGUAUUAAUUCGUGACGCUUCCUUGGCUUUAGCUAAGGCAUCGACCAUAGCUGUCCGUUAUUCAGUAGUAGUACGUUAAAAU